AGCACCACCAUGAAGCUCAUCGCAGCGCUGCUCCUCACGGCGGUCCAUGCCAAAUUAGCACCCGUGCAUCUCGCGAAGAAGAGCGGCGUCAAGGCCGUGCAAGCCAUUGAUCUGGGCGGCGGCAAGAAGGCGUCCGGCGGCUACGGCCAGUGGGCUAAGGAUAAUGCCGCGGCGAACGGUAUUAUUAUUGGCGCCUUCAAGACGGCGGCCGCCGAUUUGAUGGCCCAGGUCUCGGACAGCGAGUCCGACUUCGACCUGAAGCGCAACCUGUUGUUCUUCGCGUUCGGCGGCGCGUACCUCGGCGCGUUCCAGUACUGGUACCAGGUCAACAUCUUCAAGCGCAUCUUUACCGCUACUGAGAGAUUCACCUCCCAGUCGUUGGAGAAGAAGCUCAAGGACACGGAAGGUUUAAUACAAUUGGCGAUGCAGAUCGCGUUGAACCUGACCAUCUUAUCCUGUGUGUACUUACCCACGUUCUACCUCUUCAAGGCCGUCUUCUUCGGCGACUGCGGCUUGGCGUCGUGCUUCGGCGAAUCCUGGGGCACUUAUACGGACGGACGAGAACGAUCUCGCACCGUUACUGAAGUGCUGGGGCCCCGCGGACCUCCUGCUUCUCGGUACCUCGUAAUGCCGCAUCCCGAUCCGCCACGUCGUAAACUUCUGCUGGACGAUCUG
Pelagomonas calceolata is the source of this 675-nucleotide messenger RNA. Lineage: Eukaryota; Pelagophyceae; Pelagomonadales; Pelagomonadaceae. The record is from the annotation of a GenBank genome assembly.